UGUGAAAAACAACAAACAAGAAGAAAUGAGUAUGAGAAUUGAAUAUCAAGAGGAGGAUAUAAAGAACUCAAGAGGAGUUUUUCUGUUUACUUGCAGAUGGUUGCCUUUCUCUUCUCCUACAGCUCUUGUUUUCCUUUGCCAUGGUUAUGGCAUGGAAUGCAGUGGAUUCAUGAAAGAAUGUGGAACCAGGCUAGCCAAAGCAGGAUACGCCGUGUUUGGGAUUGAUUAUGAAGGACAUGGAAAAUCCGAGGGUGCUCGGUGUUUCAUUAAGAAUUUUGAAAACAUCGUUAACGACUGCGAUGAAUACUUCAAAUCUGUCUGCGCUGAGGAAAAAUACAGGGAAAAGAGCAGAUUUUUAUACGGAGAGUCGAUGGGAGGUGCAGUGGCCUUACUGCUCCAUAAAAAAGACUCUUCCUUUUGGAAUGGUGCUGUUCUUGUAGCACCCAUGUGUAAGAUAUCAGAAAAUGUGAAGCCGCAUCCAGUGGUCGUAAAUAUAUUGACUAAAAUGGAACUAUUUAUACCUAAAUGGAAGAUUGUACCCACAAGAGAUGUAAUUGACUCAGCUUUCAAAGACCCUGUUAAACGAAAAGAGAUAAGGAACAAUAAGCUGAUAUACCAUGGGAAACCCAGACUAAAAACAGCGUUGGAAAUGCUUAGAACCAGCAUGAGCAUUGAAAAUAGUUUAAAUGAGAUGACGCUCCCCUUCUUCGUUUUGCACGGCGAAGCAGAUACGGUGACGGACCCCGAAGUAAGCAAGGCGUUGUACGAGAAAGCAAGAAGCAAUGACAAGACCAUAAGAUUGUAUCCAGGGAUGUGGCACGGGUUGACGGCGGGAGAGUCCGAUGAAAACGUCGAAAUUGUCUUUGCGGAUAUCAGAGCUUGGAUCGACAGGCUAUGCACUACGUUAGAGCAAUUUCUUCAACCAUUCGACGAAGGUGCGACGGCCAUUGGCGGAACACAAUCAAACGGGGGGCAUCUGGGCACAGAUUGAAGGGACCUCACGCGCGACCUCACUCGGCAAUGUAGCCUCAUUGUGUGAAGUUAUAUUUAAUUAUAAAUAUUUA
Hibiscus syriacus is the source of this 1064-nucleotide messenger RNA. Its product is annotated as caffeoylshikimate esterase-like. NCBI's taxonomy places the organism in Eukaryota, Viridiplantae, Streptophyta, Magnoliopsida, Malvales, Malvaceae. Gene Ontology annotation, cellular component: membrane. The record is from RefSeq and is a predicted model, not a curated record. Bases 26 to 991 code for a protein of 321 amino acids. Gene Ontology annotation, molecular function: lipase activity. The transcript has 8 exons.